This is a messenger RNA of Spirometra erinaceieuropaei, 2445 nucleotides long. The record is from the annotation of a GenBank genome assembly. Lineage: Eukaryota; Metazoa; Platyhelminthes; Cestoda; Diphyllobothriidea; Diphyllobothriidae.
AUGGAUCAGCUGACUGCGCUCUUCCAAAAGAUGUGGCGUCAGGGUGAAGUCCCGCAAGAUUUCAAAGACGCAACCAUCGUGCAUCUGUACAAGCGCAAAGGGAAUCGCCAAGUUUGCGACAAUCACCGCGGCAUCUCCCUGCUGAACAUCGCCGGGAAGAUCUUCGCACGAAUCCUCCUCAACCGCCUCAAUAACCACCCGGAACAGGGCCUUCUGCCGGAAAGCCAAUGCGGCUUCCGUCGUCAUCUUGGAGCCACGGAUAUGAUCUUCGCCGCCCGUCAACUUCAGGAGAAGUGUCAGGAGAUGCGGACCCACCAGUACUCUACCUUUGUGGACCUGAUGAAAGCCUUCGACACGGUGAAUCGUGAUGGACUGUGUAAGAUCAUGCAGAAAUUCGGCUGUCCGGAGCGAUUCACUCAGGUGGUGCGUCAGCUGCACGACGGUAUGAUGGCGCGAGUCACGGACAACGGAGCUGUCUCAGAGGCACUCGCAGUGACCAACGGAGUGAAGCAGGGCUGUGUGCUGGCGCCUACCCUCUUCAGUCUCAUGUUCUCUGCCAUGCUGAUGGACGCCUACCGCGACGAACGCCCUGGAAUCCGCAUCGCCUACUGGACGGACGAUCACCUCCUGAAUCAACGGCGGAUGCACUUCAAAUCGCGCGUAUCCACAGCCACCGUGCACGAACUCCUCUUCGCCGACGACUGCGCCCUAAACACCACCUCGGAAGUGGAGAUGCAACGGAGCAUGGACCUGUUCUCCGCCGCCUGCGAGAACUUCGGUCUGGUCAUCAACACACAGAAGACGGUGGUGAUGCACCAACCGCCACCCAACUCGGCCACAGCCCCCAACGCGCCGCCGCAAAUCAGCGUGAAUGGGACCCAACUGCAAGUGGUGGAGAACUUCCCGUACCUGGGCAGUACUGUCUCCCGCAACACCAAGAUUUAUGACGAAGUCGCCAACAGGAUCUCGAAAGCCAGUCAAGCCUUCGGUCGCAUCCAAAGCACAGUUUGGAAUCAUCAUGGUCUCCAAAUGAGCACCAAGCUGAAGAUGUGCAAGGCCGUCAUCCUGCCGACACUACUGUAUGGAGCGGAGACUUGGACGGUAUACGCCAAGCAGGCACGUCGUCUGAACCACUUCCACCUCAGUUGUCUUCGUCGCAUCCUGAGGCUGAAGUGGCAAGAUCGAAUCGCCGACACUGAUGUGCUGGAACGGACAGGAAUCCUCAGCAUCUACGCCAUACUGAGGCAAAUUCAGCUGCGCUGGAGCGGCCACCUGGUGCGCAUGGACGACGAGCGACUACCCAAAGGACUCUUCUACGGAGGCGUCGCGACGGGUUCUCGCCGUCAAGGAGGCCAGAUUCGCCGUUACAAGGAUACCCUGAAGUCCUCCCUGAAAUGCCUGCAAAUAAACCCCACCAACUGGGAGGAGCUCGCACUCGAUCGGCCGGCCUGGAGGAGGACAGUGAAGACAGGCGCUGCGAUAUACGAAGCCAACAGCAUCGCUGCCGCCAAAGCCAAACGUGAAGCUCGCAAAUCACAACCUCGCCCAGUAAGCAACUCCGCCGCACGACCGUUUCCAACGUGUCCUCGAUGUCAACGAACAUUCCGGGCUCGAAUCGGACUUGUUGGACAUUUUCGGAUUAACUGCGCCUCUCGAAUGGCACCAAACAUCGUCCCCCCGCCUGCCUCUUCCUCCUCCUCUCCGCUGCCAACCAACCCUGACAAUUCUUCCGACCCAUCACUUCCACCAUCCUCCUCCUUCUCAUCAUCUUCCUCCUCCUCCUCCUCCUCCUCCUCCUCCUCCUCGCCCACUGCUCCAACGGCAGCCGCUCAGGCGACUGUCCCGCGCACAGCAACCGAUACUACCACCACCUCCCCCGACUCCAGGGAUGAGAAUCAGGACUACACCUGCCCUCACUGCGACCGUACCUUCACCUCACACAUCGGUCUGGUCAGUCACUUGCGAAUCCAUCGCACAGAGACUGGCGAACCAGUGCGUGAAGCACCAACCUACACCCACCGCACUCGCCUCCGCUGCCCACACUGCCCUCGCACCUUUAGGCAUCGCAUGGGCCUUUUCGGCCACGUGCGCAUCCACGAAAGCGGCCUUGACCGCACUCCCGAUACACCCACUACAUCCAACACAUCCACCGUGCAAACCCCCACCCUCGUUCCAUCCGUCCGCGACACCACCACCACCGCCGCCUCCUCUGUAGCUGACACUGACACCGCCGACUUCUUAUGUCCACACUGUCCACGCACAUUCACCUCACGCAUCGGCCUAGUCGGUCACUUGCGGACCCAUCGCACAAAGACUGACGAACCAGUGCCUGGAGCACCCACCUAUACCCACCAAGCUCGUCUCAACUGCCCACACUGUCCUCGCACUUUCAGGCAUCGCAUGAGCCUAUUCGGCCACAUGCGCAUCCAUGACGACCUGCGGUAG